CUUUAAUCUCACUCCCAAACACAAAUUCACACAAACUUUUUGACCACUCUCUUUCUCUCACUCUCUCAGUUCCACUCUCCACUCUCACCACCUCUUCUUUCUUCUCUGUUCUUCAUAUCCAAAAAAAUUAUUACGCAGCUUCUUCUUUGUUCUGGAAAUAGUACUCUGUUUAAACUUCCAUGGCUUCUUCUCAUUUGAUGGUAGUGAUGCUGCUUAUUGUGGCCAUGGCUGGUCACUCAAGUGGAGCUUCAUGGUGCAUGUGCAAGGACCUGCCUGAUGCAGUGUUGCAGAAAACACUGGAUUUCGCAUGUGGAGCAGGGGCAGAUUGCAACCCGACCCACCAGAGCGGGCCUUGCUUCAACCCGAACACCGUCAGAGCUCACUGUAAUUAUGCCGUCAACAGUUAUUUCCAGCAUAAAGGCCAAGCUCAGGGCUCCUGUGAUUUCACCGGCACCGCCAGCGUCGUCAACAACGAUCCCAGCUCUGCUGGCUGUGUUUAUCCUGCUAGUGCAAGUGCUACUACGACCAACAAUCCAACUACCGGAACUACAACCGUGAAUGGGCCGACAACUACCGGAACUAACCCGAUGAUUACGACUCCGACGGGUUCUGGUGGCAUUGGAGGAGGAAUCAACAACGGGUUGGGCCCACCUGGAAAUGGGAUGAGCACAGACAGUAUGGGUAACGAUGGUGGAUUUUCAUUCCUAAUGAAGGACAACAACAUGAGCCCAACAACCUUGUUGUUAUGCUCCUUCACCACCUUUAUCGCUCUCCUAUCUUGGUGGGCUUAGUUGAACAGAACCCGUGUGUGUCAAUUUCUUGGAUCUCUAUAUCUGGUUUACUACAUCGCGUAAAAUCAUGCAUGAAAGAGGUGGAAGAAAGAAAAGUGUAGUGCAUGGGAUUGCGUGGAUCAUGAUGAUGAUUAAUGUCAUAUAAGUUGAUGAUGUAAGAUUAAUUAACGUUGUAAUAUUUUGAUGAAUUGACUCGUUGUAUUAUUAGUUAGUUAGAUUAUGAUGGUAGGGAUGGAUCAUGAAGUUAAUUAUGACGUACAGUCUAGCUAGAUUGAUUUUGUCCUGUUGGUGAUUUGGUUGAGAAUUGCUUUUCUAGCUAGACUGUUCAACCGUUGGACCAUGUUCAUCCAUGUCGAUGCAUUGCGUUACUUCUUCUGGCUUUAUUUUCUUCGAUCUAUGUACAUCUUAUUACUUUUGGAAAUUUCUGUUUUAUUAAAAAAAUACUCCCUCCGUCCCA
Oldenlandia corymbosa var. corymbosa is the source of this 1248-nucleotide messenger RNA. Lineage: Eukaryota; Viridiplantae; Streptophyta; Magnoliopsida; Gentianales; Rubiaceae. The record is from the annotation of a GenBank genome assembly.